Exophiala oligosperma is the source of this 1700-nucleotide messenger RNA. RefSeq lists its product as uncharacterized. Gene Ontology annotation, cellular component: nucleus. Bases 205 to 1008 code for a protein of 267 amino acids. NCBI's taxonomy places the organism in Eukaryota, Fungi, Ascomycota, Eurotiomycetes, Chaetothyriales, Herpotrichiellaceae. Gene Ontology annotation, biological process: positive regulation of transcription from RNA polymerase II promoter by galactose. Gene Ontology annotation, molecular function: RNA polymerase II cis-regulatory region sequence-specific DNA binding; zinc ion binding; DNA-binding transcription factor activity, RNA polymerase II-specific. The record is from RefSeq and is a predicted model, not a curated record. The transcript has a single exon.
CGACAACAAUAGCACAUUCCUGAUUUUCCAGGCAUGACGAUAAGUUCAUUUCGAACCUCGGAUAGAGCACAUUGCAUUACGACUGAUAGAAUCUGUCGCAACUCACGCACAUCCUCACUCCCAGAGACUCUCCAGACUGACUAGGUAUUCCACAUGCGCCGUCCGCGCCCCGUCUCCUGAACCACCAUCACCGCCGUUCCGAAUAUGUUCUUCAUUGUACCAGAUUGUAAAAAUCCCAAUGGUGGUGACUCCAGCACAGCACCGGGCUCCUCCUCGUCCCCUUCCGAAUCACAAAAGCGACAGCGCACCUUGCCUGAAGAAGAUGAAGUCGCUGGCUAUUACCCGAGGCGCAAUCAAAAGGCAUGCGACCGUUGUCGACUGAAGAAGGCUCGUUGUUCUGGGGGCAAGAUUUGUGAAAAGUGCAAGCGUGACGGGGUGAUAUGUACCACAAACAGAGAGUCAAAGAGAGAUCCUACCACCAAACCACCAAAUGCAGAAUAUGUCCACCUGGUGGAAUCGCAGCGCGAUGCUUUGUUGAGCGCGUUGCGAACCAUUUACGAAAAAGAUGCCUCCAAAGACUCGGCGAUACUCUCCGACGUAUUGAAGGACCUUGGGAUUGGAGUGGAAGAUCUAAAGAGACUGCCUCGUAAAACAAGCUCUUCAGAGGAACAGGUUGAUUUCAACGAUAUUGACCUCCAACGAAAUGCUGCAGAAAUCCAAGCGCUGUUGACCGAAUGGAACAUCCCCAUCACACAACCACCAAUGUCUACCGAGUUUGCGAUAUCGACUCCGAUUCAAUCAACUCAACCGCUACAAAUGAAUAACGACUGUAUGCCACUAGUAAUGGAUUUCCAAAACUUCGCUCCUGCAGCGUCAACAGGGCCCGCUGUUGGUCAGAUGGAUGCAAUUGCACUUCCAGCUUCAACCAAUGAGUUUGAUGACUGGCUGGUAACCGAUAAAUUCGGUGACAAUUGGUCAUUACCUGGAUCUGGUCCUCCCAAGGGGUAAAGACGAAUCCACGGUGGGAUUUGAAGCCUACAUACUCCGUUGUGAUGUUGGGAUCCCUCCGACAUUGACUAUUCAUCUUAAGCAUCGGGAAAGACUGCCCACCAUAAAUGUUGGUCUACAGUAAGUCCGGAACGUACAAAUGGCCUCUCAAUGAGCAAUGAUCACUCUGUCUUUUCAGAGUCCCUCCAAGUCACCAUCUACUACAGUCGAUCUAUUGACGUUGAGAUUUGGGACAGCCUGGUACAAGACACCUUUGAUUCUUUCCUGGCCAGUUUACCAUCUUGAAGUCGAGAAAGCUUGUGACAGUUAGCCUUGACGGUAUAUACCGAGGCUUAAGAAUCAAACUUGGUAUUCAAAGGUCCAGAGAUAUCAUGUUGGCCAUGGACUGUUUCUUUCAUUCGUGACGCCUUGCCGGCUCUCGAGCGUGCAGUAUAGGACCGAGGACAACAAGCCGGAAGGGUCUUAGGGACGAAGCAUGGGAACGUGCCUCGGCAAGAUCUGGCCAAUUUAUUAAGCAUGAGUCAAAGAAGCUCGCGGUCUCUUGAGCCACGAGCAGCCAUUUUGGUCUCAUGGAGUCGGUGCGGGAGUGUGUUCUGGCCAUGACGCCAGGGGAAUUUAGAGAUUGGGGACACCUAGCGCACGUUCGCCUGAUAUGAAAAGCGUUCUUUGUCCUUUCAUCCCGCCCAAGUAAC